Messenger RNA from Strongyloides ratti, 450 nucleotides. RefSeq lists its product as hypothetical. The transcript is spliced from 3 exons. The record is from RefSeq and is a predicted model, not a curated record. Bases 1 to 450 code for a protein of 149 amino acids. Lineage: Eukaryota; Metazoa; Nematoda; Chromadorea; Rhabditida; Strongyloididae.
AUGAAAUCAGUAAUGUUCAAAGCAAUUUUAGCGUUAUCAUUUAUUGUCAUAUCUUUACAAGAAAAACAAAUACCAUCAUUAAAAGAUAUUGAAAGUUAUAAUGAUCCUAUAUUAAAAGAAAUUUUCUACAAAAUUCAAAAAACUACCACAUCAAAUUAUAAAAACCAAGAUUCAACAAAUGAUUCAGUUGAAUUUAAUCAACAACAUUUUAUUGGAAAUAAUCCAACAUUUAAUCGAAGAUUUGCAACUUCAUCAAAUGUGAAUCAAGAACAAACACCAGAAUUUAAAAAUUCAUAUGACUAUAGUUCAUUUAAAAACAUUGCCCUUACACCAAAUAAUAUGGUAAUGUUAGCAAAUGAUGGAUAUAAUGCAUUUAUAAAUGGGGCUAGACAAUUAUCAAAUACAAUUCCAGGAACACUUUCAAAUGGGGCUAUGAUGUUUUUGGGUUAA